AUGAGUUCGAGUGGAAGAAAUCUUGAUAUCGCAGGGAUAUUUCCACCUAUACCAACCCCUUUCGACAAUAAUGAAAAUGUCAGCUGGGAGCAUUUAGAACAAAAUUUGAAAAAAUGGAACCAAAUACCUUUUAAAGGCUAUGUAGUUCAAGGAUCCAAUGGAGAAUACACAUAUCUAACCAAAGAUGAAAGAGUGGAAGUCGUAAGUAGAGUUAGAAAAGGCACUCCAAAAGACAAACUAAUAAUAGCUGGAUCUGGAUGUGAAUCUACUAGAGAUACUGUUGAGAUGAGUAAAUUGAUGGCCAGUGCUGGCGCCGAUGCUGUCUUAGUUGUGACACCAUGCUACUAUAAAGCACAGAUGAAAGCAGCCGCUCUAGAACAACAUUAUAGAAAAGUAGCAGAUGAGAGUCCUAUACCGGUUAUACUAUACAGUGUACCUGGGAAUACUACAAUAGACUUACCGGUGGAUGUUGCUGUCAAUCUAUCAAGUCAUCCUAACAUCAUUGGUAUGAAAGAAAGUGGUGGAGAUGUAAGUCCUACAUGUAUGUGCCAGUCUAGUCUUUCUACCAUAUUAGCUGACAUACUUUGUAUUUACACUAUAUCACCUGACGUCGUCCACAGGUAAACUCAUGAACAUCGUCAACAGGGUAACUAAUGAACAUCGUCAACAGGGUAACUAAUGAACAUCGUCGACAGCGUAACUCAUGAAUGUCGUCGACAGGGUAACUAAUGAACAUCGUCAACAGGGUAACUAAUGAACAUUGUCAACAGGGUAACUAAUGAACAUCGUCAACAGGGUAACUAAUGAACAUCGUCAACAGGGUAACUAAUGAACAU
Molecule: messenger RNA, 836 nt
Organism: Saccoglossus kowalevskii
Lineage: Eukaryota; Metazoa; Hemichordata; Enteropneusta; Harrimaniidae
Product: 4-hydroxy-2-oxoglutarate aldolase, mitochondrial-like
Biological process (GO): glyoxylate catabolic process
Cellular component (GO): mitochondrion
Molecular function (GO): (R,S)-4-hydroxy-2-oxoglutarate aldolase activity; 4-hydroxy-tetrahydrodipicolinate synthase activity
Source: RefSeq, a predicted model, not a curated record